Messenger RNA from Pomacea canaliculata, 4913 nucleotides. Its product is annotated as neurogenic differentiation factor 1-like. NCBI's taxonomy places the organism in Eukaryota, Metazoa, Mollusca, Gastropoda, Architaenioglossa, Ampullariidae. Bases 1143 to 1973 code for a protein of 276 amino acids. Gene Ontology annotation, molecular function: protein dimerization activity. The transcript is spliced from 2 exons. The record is from RefSeq and is a predicted model, not a curated record.
UCCAGCGGGGUCAAGUUACGAUUAUCGAAACCAGAAAAAAGUUUAGCAUCAGCCCAGUCUUGAAAAUUGUCUUUCUUAGUCCCAAACUAUGCAACUCUUCUCGAGGUGUUCGUUCGGUCGCUUGAGUUCUGUGAUUCGUCGGUUUCCGACGACGUACUCAGCUUCCUGCCAGUGGCUACACGCCUGCUCUGCGACUGGUGCCGGGGCGCGGAGCCUGCAGCAGCAGUGGUGAAGGCCGGUCUUUGAGAGAGAGAGACACACACACUGGGCAAGGGGCUGAAAUAGUGACAGAUGCGGCAAGCGGCGCUGACGCAGCCGGCGGCCCGCUCGGAAGCAGUGGUAGAUAUAUUUGCAUAAUAAUCGAGUGCCGGGCCACCCCGCGUCUAAAAAACUGCUGCCGCGACAUAUGGCGCCUGUAAAUGUCUUACUCUCUCGUCUGGACAGCACCGCACUCGUGUGGCAAGGACUUGGCCUGUGACGUGCUGCUCACCACGCAGUCAUCACACUCUGUCCUGCCUCUUGCAUAAGGACCAUCCAAAAAUCUCCACUAAAAGAUAAAUCUUUCUAUUUGGGAUUUUAAAUCGCUAAUUUCGAAAACAAAGUGCAAUGCUUGAUUUCAUAAUUUUCUAAGGAAUCAACUUUCCCAAUUUUAAAAAAAGCCAGUUUUUUUUAAGAUUUAAGUGAAAGCAGAUUUUUUACAAAGGAUUCAGAACUGUUUUGAGACGAAGCACAGUCGGACAAGCUGGUUUGUGGAUGUUUGGUUUUCUUUGACCUUUGCGCGGUCUCCGUGACCUGGUGUCAGACAAGAUGCCGAUCAAAAGCGUAGAAGACGACUUGUCCAAAACAUCCGACGAGUUUGAGCUGCUGGACGACGACGAUGAGGACGAUGAAGAAGACGACGACUCAGAACUCGAUGACCUACCGGACUCCACCACUGGCAGCGACAGCUGUGACCACCGGAAGAAACCCAAGCUGCCUAAGAAUUCCAAGUGCAAGGCGAGCAAGCGACGGGACAAAUCCAUUUCGGGCGUAGGCCCCGCCAGCAACGAAGAUGAGGCGGGAGAUGGGGGACAGGCCAAGACCCCAAGAAGCGCGGACCGAAGAAGAAGCAGCUGACGAAGGCGAGGAUCGCCAAGCUGCGCAUGCGCAGGGUCAAGGCCAACGCGCGCGAGCGGAACCGCAUGCACGGGCUGAACGAGGCGCUGGACGAGCUCCGCAAGCACGUGCCGUGCCAGACCAAGACGCAAAAGCUGUCCAAGAUCGAGACGCUGCGACUGGCGCGCAACUACAUCCGGGUCAUGGCCGAGACCUUGCAAUCCGGGGUGCGCCCGGACCCCUUUACCUUCGCCAAGGCGCUGUCCAAGGGCCUGAGCACUAACACCAUGAACAUGGUGGCCAGCUGCCUGCAGCUCAACCCGCGGACUUUGCAGCCCGAAGGCAUGCCCUUCAAGCCCUACCAGCUUCUUUACGACGGCACCACGGCCGACUUCCCCCCGCUGGCGCACCCCAGCGACAUCUUCGCCUACGGACCCGCAGCGGGCAUGGAGGUGCCUCAGUGCGGUCCCCAGCGGCACAUCAUCUCGUCGCAGCUGUCCCCUUUCCAGCACCUGCCGCACGUGGGUUCUGUGACGUUCCCGCCGGCCGUAGGCCAUCCCCACGCCGCGCCGCACCGGCCCAGCCCUAGCAUGCUGCAUGCGGCAGCCGGAGGCCGGGGGCACGCGCUGCCCACUUCCAGCUCCUGCUCCGGGGGCAGCUACCUGCCUUGCGCAGAAUUAACGUCGUGCGAAGCGUUUGCGCCACCUGGAGGCCACAGCUUCGGAGGCGAAGCGCACGUGCACAGCUCGCAGGACGUGUGCGGUCAGUACCACUUGCUGCCGGAGGACCUCGCCGACUUCCAGCCCGAGCCAGUCCUGGAGCACGAUCUCAGCAUGAUUACGUCCACCACCAGCAUCUACGACGUCAACAUGUCGUAAUAACAACGUCGACAUUUCGCUACGACAUUGUAUCUCGCCUAACCACGUGAGAUUCCGUGACAACGGCAUCACGUUGUGACGUCACCAUGUCAAUGCAUCUUGCGGACUGGCACACAUUCAACUCACACGUUGAGGCUGAGACUUUGGACUUUGGGACAAGCUUAAAUCACAGAUGGUGAAGUCAAGAAUACGAGGAUGAGUUCUGUGCAAAGCUAAAGAAAGUUUUUUUUUUUAAAAAAUUAAAAUUUUUGCAAAAGAUUUGAAAUGUAGGAAAAUGAAGCACCUGACUGUUGCCAGCAGGGUAUUCUGUGAGUUCGAGUUUUUCGAUCAUAGACAACAGAUUGUGUCGGUUUGUGAAAAUCGUUAUAGUCAGAAGUGACAGAACACUUCAAGAACCAGAGAAAACAAGCUGAACACAGUCUGAGGUCUCAGCUCUCUUGAGUUUGUGCGUUGAUCAUUUUAUAGUUGUUCCCAUGAACAGUUACAUGCAAGUGCCUAAACAGAUUUCCAUGUCACCUUUCCGGUAGACGAUGAGCAUCUCUCUCGUUAAUGAUUAACGGGGACACAGCUGUGACUGUUGAACAUUGACUACAUUCCGUGUCAUUUGCCCCCAAACUGUGCCCAGCUCUGUAUGAGUGUAGAUAUGUUGCAUGUUAUAUAUUCCACAAGUGCCAUUUGCCUAAUAUUGCUAUAAGAGAAUACACCAGAAACUGUCUCUGUUGUAAACGCUGUCUUAUUUUUAAAAAAAAGUAUUACAUUUCAUAUUUGACUGUUUAAAGUGUAUUAACCGCCUAUAUUUUCAGUGAUUUUUGUGCCUCGACACCUUCCAAGCCUGCCUUCCUGCAACCCUUGAUAUUUUAUCCACCAUCUUUGUGCCCCGUCCCUUCCUUUUUAUUCAUCCGUCAGAAUGUCCUUCCUUGUGUGUGCUUGUUCCCUGCCACAGUACUGUCGUGCUGGUUUUGAGUUAAGUACUGCUUAUAGGAGGCAGAUAUAAAUGUUGCAAUGAUAUAAAUAUUGCAAUGCCAUAGCUGCUCACUAAUCCAAAAUAGGAUUUUAGGGUUCAUUGACAGUAGCAGUUUCACUGUUGCUUUACUUUUAUUUGACUUGUUACAUGCACGCGCGCGCACACAGAGUUAAUUCUUGCUGUUGUUCAGUUACGUAACUGGCUACAUUAUUAAUUUUUUUAGAAGACCAUAUUCUCUUUCAUUAAUCUUAGUUCAUCAGAGUCAUUCCAGCUUGGCCAGUGAGCUGUUGUCACGUCUGUUCUUCAAAGUCGUGUGGCUAACCAUGCGAUGCUAUCGUGUACACAAAUAUGUCGGAACUCAGAGUACACAAAGUAUUUGUGUUUGUUUUGUGGGUUCUGCUAGUCUCCUCUGUCACCAUGACAACAUUUCGUGUAGCCUCUGUUAGCAAUAAACAGUGCGUGGCGUUAAAUGUUUUAUACUGAGUCCGGUUAUGACACAAAGUUGAGGUGGAUAUUUUUUUGGUUUCUUUCUCUAAGAGUUCCAUUACUCAGUAUUCUUACAUACAUGUCCUACCUGCUUCUUCAUCUCUUCCUACAGUUUUGAGCAUUUACCUUCUGCUGUGCACUCGCAGUGGCCUUGAAAUGUCAGGGGUCAGGCAAAAUUAUUUCGUAAAAAUCAUUGCUUGAAUGUAUGAGUCAUCAAGGACAUGAGACAUUUUGCAGUCUUGAGACCAAGAGAAGAAUAAAGGGCCCAUAUGUGUGCCCGAGACCUGGCGAACUCCUCAAACCCUCUUUUUUUCGGGUCGAGAUGUUCUACCUUUGUGAGAGGACGUCCACGAUGUCGCGAGUCCCAUUUCCUGCACCUUGUCCUACUUACAGGGCACUCUGUCCUUGUUUCCCUCCUCAUCCACCCAGAACACUCCCAUUCCAGUCACUCCGGGUAUGACACGCUUUUCUUUUUUAUUGGGCACACGGAACGAUUCAUGAAAUAAGAAAAUCCAGCUCCUUUAUCCAUUACAUUUUUUCACGUGUGAACUAAGGUAAACAAAUAUGUACAGGUUGGACAUAAAUCGACAAACAUAUCUUGAAUACAACAUGUACUGCCAGGCUUGUUUAGAACAGAUGCCUUGACCAUUUAAGUGCAGGCUCGCUUAUGGUUAGUUUAGGAUUUCUAAACAACAGCUGUCGUAGAGGAUGGGUGUGUUUUUAGUUUUUUUCCCUUUAAUUUCUGCUGAUACUGUGCAAUACAGUAAUGAUUAAAGGGGUUCCGAGCCUUAUGAAAGGUCACAGCCCGCUAAUAGCCCGCUAAUGGUUGGAACUAUCGUUGAAAUGGUUGUGAAACACGAGCGGAAGAUAUCUGAAAGUCUUGACGCAGAACUUUCACCACUAUCAUAGUUUUGUUAUGGUAUGAGCAUUAAACAUUACAUAUGUUUAGUCCCGUUAAUAUCAAUCUUCAAGGUUUCAAUAACUCUGUAAAACGCUGUUAAUGUUCAGGUUGUGUUCGACUAAUCAGAUGUACAUGCCUUUUCUCCCCCUUGUGGUGAAUGAAGUUCGUUUUACAUUCAUCUGAGGUCUUCAGGUGUGAAAAGGUGAUCAUGCAUCAACGUUUACCGUUUUGUGCAAUAAUAAAUGUUGAUUCUUCAAAGUGCAAUUAAACAUUUCAGUUUUCAAAAACAACCUCUUUUAUCAAGUUUUUAUGUGUAUUUUUACUCAUGAUUAUGCAUAUAUGUUUAAAGAGACCUGUAGUAAUUGUUAUAGGACAGGAAAAGAAUUGUGCGCGCGUAUGUGUGUUUUAUGGGAAUGAGAGAGAAAGGAAGAGAAGUCAUGUACUUCAGAAUGUGGGUGUGGGUAUGCGGAGGGGUGGAGAUUGCUGACUGCAGACAAAUAUUUUUAAAUCUUGAGCUCAUCGGCAGACGCACUUACUCCACAAAAAAACAAAACAAAAAAAACAAAAAAACAACAACAAACAAACAAAA